Oryza sativa Japonica Group (Japanese rice) is the source of this 5543-nucleotide messenger RNA. Its product is annotated as putative pentatricopeptide repeat-containing protein At5g06400, mitochondrial. Gene Ontology annotation, molecular function: protein binding. The record is from RefSeq and is a predicted model, not a curated record. Lineage: Eukaryota; Viridiplantae; Streptophyta; Magnoliopsida; Poales; Poaceae.
UCGUCUCACAGCCCUCCCCUUCCUCUCUACCCUCUACCGAGUCGAGCGUCGCGUCCGCCGCCGCCGGCGCCGCCGCCCCCCGCCUCUUCUCCCACCCGCGCGCCACCGCUCUCCGCCGGCGAGCCGUAACACUAACCCGCUCCUCCCCCCGCCCACACCACUCCAUUUUCUUCCUCAUCUCCGGUCUGCAAAACGGUAGUUAAACAACGGGGAUAUGUUCGCCGCGAAAUCAAACCGGGGAAGAAUGUACAUGGCGACGAGGAGCGCCGCCGCCAGGCUGCUCUCCUCCUCCUCCGCCGCCGCCGCCGCCUCUCCCCUUUGGUCCAGACGCCGGCGCCGCCAUCCAUUCCUCCAUCCGCCCUCCCGCUCCAAGACCACCUCCUCCUCCUCCAGCAGCAGCAAGCCUCCUCGCCGCCCACCGCCUCGCAAGGACGGCGGCGGGCCGCGCCCGUGCCUCUUCCAAGAACUCUCCGGUCUCGUCGCCCCAUCCGCCAGCGAUGACCCCGCGUUUCAGCCUCGGCGAGAUGGGCAGGAGCGGUGUGGCCUCCUCGGCCAUGACACUGCGCAGUGCGCGGAAGGUGCUCGACGAAUUACCCCUGAGGGAGCGGCUGCGGCUUCUGGUUCUUUCACCGGUAGCGUUCCGAACAAUGACGCUCUUGGGUUCCUUCCUGAUGGUGGGAUUGGGCCUCGUAGCACUGCAACAGGCGGUGCUCCGGACAGUGAGCAAUCUAUCCAGGAGGUGGGCGAUGGAAAUGCUGGAGAUGUUGAGAAUAUCAGUGAGGUUGUGCAUAGGGUAACAGAAGUUUUGCGGGCAGAGGUGCCUGGAUUGUCUGUGGAACAGAGGCUGGAGAACCUGGGAGUUACAUAUACACCGAGGCUUGUGAGCUUGGUGCUCAACAGGUGCUUCAAGAAGAGGCAUUUGGGGUUCAAAUUCUUUGACUGGGUUAGGCAAGUUCCUGGAUUCCAGCACACCACGGAGACGUACAACGCAAUGCUGUACAUUGCGGGUGAGGAGAGGAACUUUGGGGCCAUGGAGAAGUUGAUGGAUGAGAUGGAUAAGGAGAUGUGUUUGAAGGACAUCAAGACAUGGACAAUCGUCAUAUCCAGUUAUGGGAAGGCAAGGCAGAUUGGCAAGAUGCUAUCUACCUUUCAGGCUAUGGGGAAAUCGAGACAUGUGGCAGCAGAUAGUAAAGUUUAUAGGACGAUACUUCAUGCUUUAUGCAAUUCUGCAAAGUCCGAGCUUGCUCUUGAGUUCUACAAAGAUAUGGCAAGGAACACGGAGGUUGGAUCUGACAUUUUUCGACUUCUAUUGUGUUGUCUCGCAGGAUCAGAUAAUGCUGAAGGUGUUUUUUAUGUCAGAGAUGAUAUGAUUAAGAGCAUGAAGUAUCCAGAGGAGUAUUGUUAUCUGGAAGCUCUACGGAGCUUCUGUGUUUCAGGAAAAAUAGAAGAGGCUCAGAAAAUCUUCCAGCAGAUGAUGAACAAGUCCAUUGCUAGCUCAUCUGCAUUUGAAAUCCUAUUGAGGGGCCUUUGCAAAGAUGGAAGGAUGGAUAAAGCUCUUCAAGUUAUGGAGUACAUGAAAAGCAACUCAUCUGCGAGCAGUGCCACCUUUGGUUCUCUCAUUGAUGGCUACCUGAGGAAAGGAGAGCGUAUGAAGGCACUUGAGGUGCUUCAGGAAAUGAGGGAAUAUGGAUGUGUUCCAUUGGCAUCAUCUUAUACUCAGCUCAUGCAACACCUCUUUGCAUUUGAUCAACAUGAAGCAGCAUGUAGAUUGUAUGAGGAAAUGCAGGAAAAUGGUAUUGAACCAGAUGUUGUGGCAAUCACAGCACUGAUAGGUGGGCAUGUUCGUAAUGGACAUAUAUCUGAAGCAUGGGAUGCAUUUAGGAAUAUCAAUGAGAAUGGUCAGAAACCCACAUUGAAAGCUUAUACAGUGUUCAUCCAAGAGCUCUGUAAGGCCUCCAGGCCCCUUGAAGCACUAAAACUUCUGAAGGAAAUGCUGGAAUCAGAUUUCAGGCCUUCCGAGCAAACUUUCAGCAGGAUUAUUUCCACUCUGUAUGACAAUCACUAUUUGGAAGAAGCUAGCAAUAUUGAGAGGAUGCGAGCAUCUUUUAAUUGUUGUAGCCCUAUAGAAGAGCUGCAACGCAGAACAUUGGAUCAAGUUGACUACACUGAUAAAUUUGAAAAAUCAUCUGGAUCUGGUCCGGAAGAGAAGGAAAGGACAGUGGAGUUUGUUGGUCAUCCUUCGUAUAAAGACUGUGAGGUCUCAGGGAGCUUUCCUUGUGAUGACACACAGGAUUUAGAACAAGCAAAGGAUUACAACAAUGAAGACGUUGAACAAAUAUGUCGGAUUCUGUCAUCUUCUGAUUGCUGGAGCUCAAUAGAACAGGCUUUAGAGAUGACAUCAAUAUCUUUUACUCCAGAUCUUGUUGAUGCCAUUAUGAAGCGUUGUAAGGCAAACAGUCGUGCUGCUUUACAAUUUUUUUCUUGGGUAGGCAAACGAUCUUACUACAUGCAGACAACAAAGACAUAUAACACAGCCAUAAAACUCGCUGGCUCUGCAAAAGAUUUUAAGCACAUGAGGCAUCUUUACAGAGAGAUGAUAUGGGCAGAGUGUUGCCCAACAGUGGAUACAUGGAAUGUCAUGAUUUGUCAGUAUGGAAAUGCUGGUCUAACUGAAAUGGCCCUUGAAACAUUCUACCAGAUGAAGCAGGGUGGCUUUCAGCCUGACAAAACUACUUACAGUCACCUAAUAAUGUACCUCAGCCGCAGAAAAGGGAGGAAAGUAGAUGCUGCAGUCAAGAUUUUCCAUGAAAUGUGUCGUGCAGGCUAUAUACCUGACAAUGGAAUGGUUUGCACAUAUCUUUCUGUGUUAUGUGAGUGUGGGAUGAUAGAUCGUGCUGAAAGCUCAGUAGUACUAUUAUGUAAACAUGGAUUUUCUAUUCAGGCUGGCUACUCCAUACUCAUUAGAUCAUUGUGCAGGUCUGAUAGAAUGGCCGAAGCUCUCAGUUUGUUCGAUAAUAUUAAGAAUUAUGGAUGUUCAAGAAGUGCAUACAUGUAUGGGAGUCUCAUUCACGCGUUGUUGAGGAGGGAUCGCUUUGAAGAUGCUUCAGCUAAGCUUGCAGAAAUGAAGAAUUUAGGUAUAGCUCAAAGCACACAUAUGUAUACCUCAUUCAUGAUCUAUUACUUGGGGAAAAGGGAUGUUUCCAAAGCGAUGGAUGUACUUAAGGAGAUGACAGAAAAUGGAUGUGAGCCUACUGUUGUCACUUACUCUGCAUUGAUCCGUGGUCACAUGGCAAUGGGUAUGGUUUCAGAGGCUUGGGAUGUCUUCCAACGCAUGAAACUGAAGGGACCUGUGCCAGACUUUGAGACCUACUCAAUGUUCAUGUCAUGCCUUUGUAAGGCAGGUAGAUCAGAGGAUGGGUUGCAGCUUAUUCAUGACAUGCUGAAUAGUGGUAUCAUCCCCAGUGCAGUGAACUUCAGAACUGUUGUCCAUGGUCUGAAUAUGGAGGGCAAGUACAAGCUAGCUGAUUCUGUUCUCCAGUCAAAAUGGCAAUUGCGGAAUCGAAGGACCUUCUCAGAUUCGUUUAUUGUCAAUUCAUCUGCUUAAUUCACAUUCUCUGUUGAAAAUUUAUCAUGAGUAGUGCUCCAUGUUCAACUUAUUUAUUGGAACAAGAGUUGUAUGUGGUACGAGCAUUUGAACAAGAAACAUUAUUUAUUGCACUAUGCGGAAUGCCCAGAUCAGUAAUCAGAGGAACACUUUAUCCAAUUUAGAGCAGUGAACUGUUGUAACACUGGCUGCAUGAGGACCUUAUAAGCCUGUCCCUUGCCAUUCCCCUCCUCUACGUGAGCUAACCUGGUGCACUCAUUCUUCUCUAACUAGGAUACCUCUCGAUGGCAGCAGUGCUAUCUCCACUGAUCGUGGUCCAGGAUGUAGAGGUGGGUAUGUAUUCGUUGAUACUCUACUGAUUAGAAUUUGACGAACCACUGUCAUUCAAUCUGCUGACACAUAUUGCAGUUAAUGUCUGUUCUUCCUGCCUGUAUAAACACUGUUUGAUGCAUGUAGAAAUGUGUACCUUGCAAUGUCAUGCAUGGAUCAAAAUCAGACAGCUCAAGAUAAGGUAUUACAAGCACACUUAAUUGAACAAAUUCGACAUGCUGCACUUUGAUUGACAAUUUUGAGGGCAACACCAAUCUUGAUUUGAGUGAAAACUUGCUUUAUGUUUCUAUUUGUUCCAUUUCUGUCUUUUCACAUGCAAGUGCAACCUUAUUUUUUUAUGAGACGUUGCUGUACAAGAUUACCAGCAUUUUCUUCCCAAUGAACAAUACAGAAUGUUGUUUCUUAUUAAUGGUUCUAUCCAGCAAUCCAGUCUUCUAUAGGUUGUCCUGUUUUUGAGCAGUAUUCAGGAGGGCAGAUCCCUCCCUUGAAUUUGGAAGUGACUAGUAUAUUCAAUGCGUGCGCAUAUGCAAUGCUCUUUGCAGGCACACAACAUUAUUUUAGCUUCAUUGAAUUCUGACAUUUGCUGUUUUGGCAAAUAGUUAUGAACCUCUCAACACCAGUCUGUGUUUUGUAGGUACCCUACUUUGAAUAUGCUCACUUGCUUGUAAUUUGCAGUAUAAUUGAUUAAAGUUCCUCCUGAAGUAACUUCCAUCAAUCUAUUCGCGCAGUUAAUAUGUGUACGCAUGAUCAAGUUUCAGUAUUGCUAUUUGUAUCACAGUUAUUCUUUAUGGGUUGGUUUUAUUUACUUUGCUUCACUUACAAGACUGCUCAGAGAUUAUAAGCAAAGCUGUGUCUUUGUAAUAUGUGGGGGUAGACCAUUCCUUCUUUAGGAAAUUCCUGAUGCUGAUUCCCUGUACUGGAAUCUGAUAGUAGAAAUUUUUUAAGAAAUUUUUUUAUGCUGAUUCCCUGUACUGUAAUCUGAUAGUAGAAAUUUUAGCACUGAGCCACUGACUGGCGUUUUAAUAAUCGCAGAGCUCACACUGAAGUCUGCCCUCAUGCUCUGGUCUUAAUUUGUCAUAUUACUGAUGAAAGUCUUAGGAAAUGAAGGAAGCCCAUGACUUGAACUGAAAAGGUAACGUUACAAAAGAAUUAGUACAAGGCCGAAAGCAACAGGAAGGGUCUCCAACUGAAGAGAAUAGAAAAAAAAAAUCCAGAGGAGACCAUGGCAGAUAACAGAGAGGUUCAAAGCCUUUGCAUUGCUCUAUCUCAAAGACCCCGAACCAUCCUCAGUUCCAUUUAAAACGUGCUUAAUAGAAAGGCCACGUGUGAUUCAUAAUGGUGACUGGUGGGCGUCUUCUAUGGCUGCAGCACUCUUGGAAUUCAACUUGGUAAUUGGUGUGAAUCAUCAAAUAUAUUGUUACAUGGUUCCGAAGUUCUAGGACGGUGUUGCAUAAUUGCAGCAUAUUGUUAUUAUAUUAAUCAUUCUAAGAUGAUGUUUUCGCUUCAAUAUACCAUGUAAGGUAUUCAAUUUUGUGACAUAGCCGUGAAAGUUUCUACCUAUCCAUCAUUUCUCAAUGAAACGUAUGUAAUGUAUAUUUUGAACUCAUCA